AUGAACGGUCCUGCUCCUCCUCCAUCCGCCCCGCCUGCUCUCACUGCUCCCGCUCAGGCUCAAGAGGGUGUUGAAGCGACCAGACCUUCCUCUGUGACGGCGGUCGACUGGGCGGACACAGCUGGACCAACGCACGAGACGCACGACCCUUCACCCCGCCCUUCUACCGACUCGACUCCCCCUCGAAACCGCUUCUCCCUCGACAAGUUCCGCCGACCGGUGCAUCCAGGUCAUACGGAUAAUGAGGGAGCGGUGGGACGCCAGGCGAGGAUGCUGUACGCCCUCAUUACGGGCUUAGUCCCUCCCCCUCGUCCACCCGUCAAGAAGUUCUCGCUGCCCUCGCUCGUCCCGGCGCACCUGAGCCGCGACAACGGAUACACGCCUGUGUUGGUCACCCAGCCCUCUGCAGCAGGCGCGCAAGUCACGCCGGAACAUGCACUCGGGCGCCGGGCGAGAGCAGGGGAUUCGCCGAGACCUGUUCCGAUUGUCAAGCCAAAGGCGCUGAAGAAGCUCAAGGCGGAUCUUCUCGAUGCCGACAAGGCGAAGCGAAUCGUCUCGGAUCUCAAGCGUAUGGACGCUCCCGUUGAUAACCCUGUCUUGGAAGCCGACGAGCAGUCCUCCGAGCCGGAACCGUCCUCGACUCUCCAUGUCCUCGCUUCUCGCGGCUACGCCCUCCCCCCGCUCGACUCGACUCCCACCGUCUCCGCCGUCUCACUCCCGCCCGUCUCGCCAGGCGCUCUCGCAGGUCUCGCAGGAGCUCAGAGCGGCGCCUUCGAGCUGCUCGCCGACAUGACUGGCGCUCUGAUUGGCAAGAGCGGAGCGCAUCAAGGCGUUUUUGUCCCGCCUGUCGACAGGAUCAGCGUGUUCGUCUACUGGUGGGGCUUCGAGCUGUCCAUUCCUCCGGCAACGAUCAAGACGCUCUCGUCGGUCGCCUCCGUCCAGCAAACUUUCAUGACCUUCCUACAGGCCUUUGUGAUCGCUGGCGGUGAGAUCCACGACCUCUCGUGUCGUCUCGACCGAUCGACGUCGACGGACGGCACUGACCAGAUGACUGGGUUCGCAGGCGCACCGGAACUCGCGCCUUUCAUCCGCUACAUCGCCUCGUACUGCGACAUGGAAUGGUCGGCCAUCAAGGCGCAGGACAGAGGUCACGGCAUCGUUCUCGCCGCAACAUGGCUUCUUCCUGUCGCCCUCGUACCUCGCCCGUGGGACUUUCCCGUCUCCCUUCCUUCGCCUCAUCCGCCCCGCAAGCUCGGCACGACCUGA
Rhodotorula toruloides NP11 is the source of this 1266-nucleotide messenger RNA. RefSeq lists its product as uncharacterized. The record is from RefSeq and is a predicted model, not a curated record. NCBI's taxonomy places the organism in Eukaryota, Fungi, Basidiomycota, Microbotryomycetes, Sporidiobolales, Sporidiobolaceae. The transcript is spliced from 5 exons. The coding region runs from base 1 to 1266 and encodes 421 amino acids.